AUGGAGAAGAGAGGGGAGAAGAAGAAGCCACCUACAGAGGAGGAGAUGUUAAAGAUCCUGGCUGGAGCUGACAAGAAGGACUACGGGAGGAUCUGUGCUGAGUAUGGCUUCAGCGACAUCAGAGGCAUUCUCGAGAAGUUCAAAGAGAUGAAGAAGACAGUGGAGGUGGAGAUGGUGCGUGUCUUGAAGCCCCUGGAAGACAUCUCCGCCAAAGCUGACAUCGUGUUGGACACUGUCUUGGAACUGAAGGAUCCAAACAUCAGGAUGCGGUGUUUUUUGGUAAAGGAAAAGGGGGGAAAAAGAGAUGAAAAGUCUGAUGUCCCUCUGUCUGAGGAUGGUCUGACCUACACCUUAAAGAUUAAGGAUGUGAAAGCCACUGACACUGGAAACUAUACAAUCAGCACUGGAGACCUCACUGCCACCUUGCUACUUUUUAUUGAACGCUUUCCCAUCAAGUUUACCAGCCAUUUGAAGAAUGUCUGCGUGCAUGAGAGAAGCACAGCCCGCCUGGAGUGUGAGAUGAGCUCCAAGGACGUGCACAUUCACUGGCUGAAGGAUGGGUGUGAUAUCACAGCAAGCGGGCGCUACAUCUUCAUGCGUGAGGGGAAAAGGGCUGAGGUUAUUAUAGAAGCGUGUCAGCUGGCAGAUGAGGGAGAGUACUCUGUUGUCUGCACUCAGGAGAACGAUACAUACGAAUAUGUCACGUCUGCUAAAGUCACUGUGGAUGAGUGUUUUGCCUCACUGAAGAGUGCUAUGUCAGAUGUUCAGUGUUCUACAGGCUCCCCUGCAGAGCUGAGUGUUGUUCUUGAUGAUGAGAAGGUGGAUGGAGUAUGGCUGAAGGAUGGGGUGGAGUUUUCGAAGCUGAAUGGAGUUCAGCUGGUAAAACAGGGAGCUGUGCACAAACUAAUCUUCUCUGGUGUGAAUGAGUCCCAUGAGAGCAAGUACACAUUCAGAGCUAAAGGGGCAGAAAGUGAGGCUGUGCUCAGUAUUGCAGACCCUCCAGAAAUUGAUUCCUCUCCACUGGACUUGUUGGGGGCUCAGCCUGUGACUGUAAAGGCAGGCCACACAGCCACCAUUAACAUCCUCUUCAAAGGCAAACCAGAUCCUAAGCUUACCAGGUAUAAAGAUGGUGUGAAGGUUAUGGAGGAUGAGAGGACCAAGGUGGAGCGGACAGAUAAUAGCACCUCAUUGGUGCUGAGCAGGUGGAUUAAAAUAAACAGUAUUAGUGGGACAUUUAUGCGUUGUCUCAAGAGCGACUGUGGUGCUGCUGUUGCUGACGUGCAACUCAUUGUGAUUGACCGCCCAAAGCCCCCUCAAGGGAAAGUUGAGUUACUUGAACUGUCAGAGAAGUGUAUCAAGAUGAAACGGAAGGCUCGGAGGGACAACGGGGGUAAGCAGGACCAGUUUGUGAUCGAUCGCUGUAUGGUAGGCAAGAGGUCCUGGAACAGGGUUGGAUAAUUGGAUAGUAGCAUUAAUGCCUUCAUUGAUGACAAAGUGGAGGAGGGCCAUGCAUACUAGCAUUGCAUCACAGCCAUCAAUGGAAAGGGAAUGAGUGACCCUCUGGAGACAGAGGAGGUCCGUGGUGGAGAGCCCAUAGAGCCUCCAGGUACAGCAUCACAGCCUCAGGUGUCUAAUUUAACAAAGAACACCGUGACAGUGAGUUGGAGUCCUCCAGCCAGUGAUGGAGGAGCCUCAGUUCACGGCUACAUCUGUGAACUGAGGAGAAAGAAAGAAUCCAACUUCAUGGUGUAUGGAUUGGUGGAAGAUAUGGAGUAUGUGACCAGUGUAAACAGGGCUGGUGCAGGCACUCCCAGCAACAUUUCUAAUCCCAUGCUGGCUAAAAAUCCAGCACCAGCUCCUGGCCUAGUGAGGAACCUGGGUGUGUCUGAUUCCACAAACUCCUCCAUUUCUCUAAAGUGGACUCCUCCAUGCCCAUCAGGAGAUGCUGAGACGUGGAGGAAAGCCACUAAGAUCCCCGUCUCCUAUACUGCCUUCACAGUGGUGGGACUUCAGGAGCGGAUGAAGUACCACUUUCGUGUCCAAGCUGUCAAUGAAAAAGGGGUGGGGGAGCCCACUGAGCUAGCAGAAGGUGUAUUGGCCAUAAUAGUGUGGUUUUCCAGGCUGGAAAGGAAAUUUGCCUUGACUUCAGCUUCAGUGUAAGACUUCAUCAGUGAAAUAAAGUGGCUAAUAUUUAACAGUUGUCUUUCUCUUCAGGAGUAUGUAAUAACUGUACCUCAAAACACAAACCACAAAAAUCCAGUCAGACAUACUUAUAUCCAAGAUGGCAUUCUCAGCACAGGAAGACAGGUCAUCACAAACACCAAGAAUCACUCCCAGUCAUUCAUUUCUUCAACUCAGCGACUUGACUCUGGCAUUGUUCUCCUGAAGAAUAACUAUGGAGAGGCUCACUAUGAAGUCCAUGUCAAGGUUAUAGAUGUUCCCCAGCCGCCAAAGAACCUCCAGUUGGUGGAGGAGAUCCCGGACACAGUGACUCUGCAAUGGGAUCACACCCCUGACCUGGCUGAUGAGGAUCAGGCAACACAUUGUACAGCUUCCUGGUUUACUGUAACCGAGUGUGUUUUCAUUAGCAAGUACACUGUUACUGGACUGCUUCCAGGAAGGAAGUACUAUUUUAGGGUCACUGCACAGAAUUCAGUUGGUGACAGGGAUCCCUUAGAUUCAAAGCAACCUUUCGUCAUCGCCAAGGUGACAGAGAGCAUCAGCAGCCUUCAGGGGAAGGAAUAUGCAUUACCUCAAAGUCAUGUUAAACUUACUUUCCUGCUGCCCCUGAAGGACCAAGCCGUUCUCAGAGGACAUGACUGCACCAUGAGCUGUGCCUAACAGGGGCUGCCAACUCCACAGGCUUGCUGGUAUCAAGGGGAAUCCAUGAUCUCUGAUUCCACUCGCUUUUGGCACCGCACAGUUAAUGGAGUGUGCACUCUAGUCAUCCCCACUUGUGGAGCUCAAGACAAUGUAGAAUACACUCUGGUGCUGGAAAACCCUCUGGGGAUGGUCAAGUGUGCCUGUAACCUAGUGGUGUAUGAUAAAGAUGACAAGGGUCUGCUGGAGAGCUGCCUGGCUAAUCAGAAAAACAAAGAGAAGCUUAUUUUGUAA
Molecule: messenger RNA, 3114 nt
Organism: Oreochromis aureus
Lineage: Eukaryota; Metazoa; Chordata; Actinopteri; Cichliformes; Cichlidae
Product: immunoglobulin superfamily member 22
Molecular function (GO): protein binding
Source: RefSeq, a predicted model, not a curated record